AGCGUGCGCCACAUGCGGCGGUCUUUCUUCCUGCGUGCUAGCUGUUAGCCGAGCCGCGCGUACAGGAGCAGUUUUUACAGAACCAUCGAGUUUCAGUUGAAAGAAAAAGGUGCGAAUAAAGAUGGCUGCUGCCGGGACACAGGGCAGGAAGAGACUCCUGAAGGACGAGGACAUGACUAAGGUGGAGUUUGAAACCAGCGAGGAGGUGGACGUCACCCCGACCUUCGACACGAUGGGGCUCCGGGAGGACCUUCUCCGCGGCAUCUACGCGUACGGUUUUGAGAAGCCGUCAGCCAUCCAGCAGAGAGCCAUCAAACAGAUCAUCAAAGGCCGAGACGUCAUCGCUCAGUCUCAGUCUGGAACAGGGAAAACGGCCACCUUCUGCAUCUCAGUGCUGCAGUGUCUCGACAUCCAGGUGAGGGAGACCCAGGCUCUGAUCCUCGCUCCAACCAGAGAGCUAGCCGGACAGAUUCAAAAGGUUCUGCUGGCUUUGGGAGACUAUAUGAAUGUCCAGUGUCACGCCUGCAUCGGAGGGACCAACGUGGGCGAGGACAUCCGCAAGCUGGAUUACGGCCAGCACGUGGUUGCUGGGACGCCUGGUCGGGUGUUCGACAUGAUCCGCCGCCGGAGUCUGAGAACGAGAGCCAUCAAGAUGCUGGUUCUGGACGAAGCUGAUGAGAUGCUCAACAAAGGUUUUAAGGAGCAGAUCUACGAUGUGUACCGUUACCUUCCUCCAGCCACACAGGUGGUUCUGAUCAGCGCCACGCUGCCACACGAGAUCCUGGAGAUGACCAACAAGUUCAUGACAGACCCCAUCCGUAUCCUGGUCAAACGUGAUGAGUUGACUUUGGAGGGAAUCAAACAGUUCUUUGUUGCCGUGGAGAGAGAGGAGUGGAAGUUCGACACGCUGUGUGACCUGUACGACACCUUGACCAUCACUCAGGCCGUCAUCUUCUGCAACACCAAGAGAAAGGUGGACUGGCUUACGGAGAAGAUGAGGGAGGCCAACUUCACCGUGUCGUCCAUGCACGGAGACAUGCCGCAGAAGGAGAGGGAGUCCAUCAUGAAGGAGUUCAGAUCCGGGGCCAGUCGCGUGUUGAUCUCUACUGAUGUUUGGGCCCGAGGUCUGGACGUCCCCCAGGUGUCCCUCAUCAUCAACUACGACCUUCCCAACAACAGAGAGCUCUACAUCCACAGGAUUGGUCGUUCUGGUCGUUAUGGCAGGAAGGGCGUGGCCAUCAACUUUGUGAAGAAUGAUGACAUCAGGAUCCUGCGGGACAUCGAGCAGUACUACUCCACCCAGAUCGACGAGAUGCCCAUGAACGUGGCUGAUCUGAUCUAAGCUGAUGACAUCACAACUGAGCCCUGCCCCUCAGCGCCCUUGAACAUUUAUUUUUAGUUUCUCAGUAAGGUUUUAUUGUCUGUAAACUGCCAUUGUUUUUGUAAAUAAAGUGGUUUUGGUUCCAUGA
Messenger RNA from Melanotaenia boesemani (Boeseman's rainbowfish), 1469 nucleotides. RefSeq names its product eukaryotic translation initiation factor 4A3 (gene eif4a3). Gene Ontology annotation, cellular component: nucleolus; catalytic step 2 spliceosome. Gene Ontology annotation, molecular function: mRNA binding; RNA helicase activity; ATP binding. The coding region runs from base 122 to 1342 and encodes 406 amino acids. The transcript has 12 exons. NCBI's taxonomy places the organism in Eukaryota, Metazoa, Chordata, Actinopteri, Atheriniformes, Melanotaeniidae. The record is from RefSeq and is a predicted model, not a curated record.